Messenger RNA from Paramuricea clavata, 636 nucleotides. Lineage: Eukaryota; Metazoa; Cnidaria; Anthozoa; Malacalcyonacea; Plexauridae. The record is from the annotation of a GenBank genome assembly.
AUGACUGAACAAGGUCUUGCAAGUGAAAACCUACGCAAGUUAAUUUCAGGUGAUUACUCAGGUGCAAAGAUUGGUGACACCGGUAAAGUAGCAGACGCACUUCUACACAGUGUAUACGGCUCCAAGCUGAGGAAACCAAUUGACAAGAUAAUUGCAGAUCAUGGGCUCUAUGUACCGUUCUUUAUGAAUAACAACCCUAUGUACAUCCUUACCCUUCCACAAGCAGAUGAGAUUAUGACUGCACAGGGAGGUGAACGGGUAGAUGGAUACAAACUCGACAAUCUUGAGUUAGAAUACGAGAGCGUUGAGAAUGACACCCUUGCAAGUGAGGUCUCAAGUAUGUAUUCAACGGGUCGGUCACUGUCCUACAAACACGUCACACUAAUGCGUACAAGUAACUGGAACAAGGAUCUCACCAUUGUCAAUGAGAAUAUCAAUAUCUCCAGAAAGAGCAUGUCAGCAAUUGUCCUCCUAUUCACCAAUAGAGUGAGAACUGAUUCUGAAGAGUACAUUUACCCAAAUAUUGAUAAAGUCAACGUAACCAUUAAGGGUGUGCCAAAUGCUGUCUUCUCCCAAGGGCUUCCCAGGAGCAGGUUCUUUGAAGAGGCAAAACGAUUCUUCUGCCCUAUGUGUUAG